GUGAUUGAAACAUAUUUAGAAAAUGUGAUUAUCUUCCUGAUCCUACUCCCUUUAGGAAGAACUUCUUAAACUGGAAGCAGAAAAAAAAAAACCAUAAAAGAUAACCAUAAAAGAAAAUAAGUUAUGCUAUAUUAUAAAUUCUUAAUUUAGAAAUCGUGCAUCAGUGGUUAGGCAUUGUGGCUCAUGCCUGUAAUCCCAGCACUUUGGGAGGCAGAGGCAGAAGGAUUACUUGAGCUGCUUGAGCCCAGGAGUUUGAGACGGGCCUGGGAAAAAUAGGGAAACUCCAUUUCCACACACACACACACACACACACACACACAUUGUGUCCAUCAACUUGGGAGGAUGAGGUGGGAAGAUUGCUUGAGCCCAGGGGUUCAAGUCCAACUUGGGCAACAUAGGGAGACCUUGUCUCUAAAAAAAAAACUAAAGCUAAACUACAAACUGUGAGGCAAUAUCUGCAACAUUUAUAACUAGUAAUAGCUUAGUAUCAAGAAUGUAUGCAGAAAUUCUACAAACCAACAAAAAAGGACAGUGUCACAGAAAAAUAGGCAAAAGACUGAACCAGGCCUUCCACACAAUUAGAAGUGCAUGUGGACCAAUAAACAUUAAGAGGUUUUCAUCUCUCAAUCAGGAAAACGUAAAUCAAGAUGACAAUGACAUGUUCAAAUUCAUUCGAUUGGUGAAAAUGAAGAAACACAAUAAAGUCAAGUUUUGGAGAGGGUUUUAGUCAAUAGGAUCACUCACAUAUUGCUGAUGGGGGUAUCAAUUGGUAUAUCCACUGUGAAAAACCAUUCACUAGAAAAGUUGGGCCAGGCCCAGUGGCUCAUGCCUCUUGGCUUUGGGAGGCCAAGGUAGGAGGAUCACUUGAGCCCAAGAGUUCAAGACCAGCUUGAGCAACAUAGGGAGACCACAUCUGCACAAAAAGAUUUUUUUGAAUUAGCUGGGCAUGGUGGUGCAUGCCUGUGGUCCCAGCUACUUGGGAAGCUGAGGUGGAAGGAUUGCUUAAGCCCAGGAGGUUGAGGCUGCAGUGAAUCAUGAUUGUGCCACUGCACUCUUACCUUGGGUGACAGAGUAAGAUCAUACCUUAAAAAAAAAAAAACAGUAUACCCAUGGGUCAGCAAUUUCACUUUUCAGUAUAUACUUGAGAAAUGCUUGCACAGGUCCCCCAGAUCACACAUAUAAGAAUGUUCUGGAAUAAAUUAAAAUGUCUAUUUUUAGGAAGGUGUAAUGUGUUCACAGAAUGGGUGAUUAUUACAUGGCAGCAAAAUGAAUGAAUACCAGCUACUUGUAGCACAAUAACUCAGAAUGAAAAAGCAAUUCUGAGAAAACUAUAUAUGACAUGAUACUUUUCUUAUAAAAGUCAAGAACAACUAAAACUGAACAGCUGUUUAGGCAUUGACAUAUGUGACAAAACUUUUAAAAAGUAAUAAAGUUCAAGAUAGUGGUUACCUCUGGAGAGGUAGAGGAGGAGCAAAUCUAUGAGUAAGUCACUGGUAAUGUUUUAGUCCCUGGGUUAGGUGGUAGGUUUUGGGGUGGUUCAUUUGUCAUUAAAAGUAAGUACAUGAGCUGGGUGUAGUGGUGCGUGCUUAUAGUCCCGGCUACUUGGGAGUCUGAGAUAGGAAGAUCCUUGAGGCCAGUUCAAGGCUAUAGUGUGCUAUGAUUUCACCUGUGAAUAGCUACUAUAUUCCAACCUGGGCAACGUAGACCUUGCCCCCCUUUAAAAAAAAUUCAAAAACAAAAUAAAUGCAUGGACAAAUGAAUAAGAGAGUUAUGCAUGGAACAUCGGUGGUGUAUUAUGAAUCAAGCAUUAUUACUAGCUCAGUUAUAUGUGCCUUCAUUCCAAAACAAAAAAUAAAAGGUAACAAAAUUGUUGAAUUGCAUUUGAGAGAGAGGAAAGGAAAGAAUUCAGGUCUGAAUCUUAGGCUUUUGGCUUGAGCUAUUGCAGUUUAUUGAGAUGGGGAAAUACAUGGUGGGGGAAAGUUUGGGUAUGUGCAUAACAGAGACAGAAAUUCAGUGUUUGACAGAUCAAGUGUGAGGUGCCCACUGAGCAUCAAAGUGGCUAUGUUAAGCAGGUAUUGGAUAUACAAAUCUAAAUUCAGUAAGGUCAGUCCAGGAGAAAAUUUGGGGAGUAGUUAGCCAUGGGAUCAGAUGGGCGCUUUAGGGACACUUUGGAGAUGAAGUACAGCACUGAGCCCUGAGUUCCUGUGACAGAGAAGCAGCCUGCAAAGACGAAAGGAGGAGCUGUUAGGAAGAGCAAGGCAACAGAAAAGGAAGAACCAGCAUGCUGAUUAUGUUCAGGAGAGUGUUUCUACGCUGAAUUUAAUUGCCAAGAUUACCAAUUCUAAAGAAGAGGAGGACUCUUGGACAAGUUUUUAGAAGUUGGUUUGGAGCUGGGGUGAGAGCCUGGCCUAAUGGAGACAGCUCUGGAUUGGGAGUCACUUAGACCUACAUUCUGGUCUAGGUUUGGCUCCCAAAAACUGGGAAGGUCAGGUAGGUGGCCACUCCUCUCUCUUCAUGGUCUCUUUCAGCUUGAAGACAAUUUACAGUCUUUGACUAAGCAUCCAUACUGGAAGAACAAGAUUUGGUUUCUGAACAUUGGGUCUUAGUCCUUAAAAUAACUUGCAACCUGUUACCUCUUCACUUAUUCCCAUUGCCACCACAAGAAUCCUGUGUGUUUUUGUUUUGUGCAUCCAGAGUCUAAAACGGGUCUGCUUUUAUUCAUAGGCUUUUGUUUUCAAUGGUUUUUGUUGUUGCAUUUUUCCCUAGAUAAAAUGUUUUUUCUAUAAGACACUGCUUAAAAGAGUCCAAUGCAGUAUGAAUUUGUAUUUGUGUUUAACUUUUGUGCUUAACAGAUCUGCCAUGGCUGAACUCUCAGUUGCUUAAGCAAAAUUCUGGGGCUUAUUCUAGGUUCCUUUAUUUGUCAUUGUCACUCCCAUUCCAGUUAUCAGCAAAUUCCAUCAGCUGUCUCCGAGACAUCUUAAAUCUGUCUACCUCCCUCCAUGUCCACUGCUACCACUCUGUCCAAGCUAUUAUCAUCUUUCACCUGAACUCCUGCACUAAUGUCUGCUGUCCUUGCAUCCACUCCUGCCCUCCUACAAUCACUGACGGCAGCCGCAGGGAUCUUUAUAAAACGAAAAUCAGAUAGUGUCACUUCCCUGCUUAAAGCCCUUUGAGUGGCUUCCCAUUGCACUUAGAAAAAAAAAAAAAAAAAAAAACUGGCCGGGUGCGAUGGCUCAUGCCUGUAAUCCCAGCACUUUGGGAGGCCGAGGCGGGCGGAUCCCCUGAGGUUGGUAGUUCGAGACCUGCUUGGCCAACAUGGAGAAACCCUGUCUCUACUAAAAACACAAAAUUAGUCAGGUGUGAUGGCGCAUGCCUGUAAUCCCAGCUACUUGGGAGGCUGAGUCAGGAGAAUCGCUCGAACCCAGGAGGCAGUGGUUGUGGUGAGUUGACAUCACGCCAUUGCACUCCAGCCUGGGCAACAAGAGUGAAACUCCGUCUGAAAAAAAAAAAAAAAAACCCAAACUCAAUAGAAAAUCAAGUUUUCAUAGUGGUAGUUGUUAACAGAGAAAUAACAAUGAAAGCUUUAAAAAACUCCAUGAAAAUUUGCAAAACUUAAAUGUAGAAGAGGAGUAAACUUGAUAAAAUAUUAAAAGAAUUGAAACCCUUCCUAAAGGCAGCUUCUCAAGGGAGCACAAGUUCACACACAGUUUACUUUUGGAGGAACGUCUGAGGUCAUGAGGACUAGAUUCUAGAGCUACAGGUCUCAGGGACAGUCUCGAGGGAUACAGGGCCCCCAUCACCACAUCCCCAGAUUUAACCGCAGCAGCUCAGCUUUUAUCUGUAUCUGUUGGAGCUCUCUAGGAAAUGUCAAUACCAAAGCAAACCCAAAUCACAAGUAGAUUAGAUUACUAUUCAAGAGGAUGAUUCUCUACCGAAACUGUGCAAGAGAGUUGGAAAAUGUAAGACGUAAAGACCAUAAUCAGGAAAAUACGCAUCAUAUUUGUUAUUCACUGAGAGGGAGGAAUUUCCACUUAAAUCCCAUUUCCAGCAGCUGGAUUGUGCUCUCAGUGGAGUGCUCUGGAUUCUGAUUAAUAGAGAUUUUCUAGUCCUCCCAACAACUUCCUUCUCAAUUCUCUUCACUUUCCGCAGAUCUCGGCACCAGGGUUGCAUCUUGUGGGCUCCAUUGUGUUUUCACACAAUGUGCUAUUUGUCCUUCACAGUGUUUUGGUUUAUUUUUCUGUUUGUCCAUCUUGUUUUUGAACAAUUGCCAGCAUUUAAAAAUGAGGAAAUCUAAAAUCUGCAUUUCAAGCUGCUCUUUUUUAAAAUGUGCCGUUUCGACAACACUGAGCCCACAUUCUUGAAUGACAACACUUGGGUGGAGCUGAGUGACUCCACCUGUCGGGUGGCUACACCCUUGCUCAGGGUAUGCACUCGAUGGUUUGCUCUAUGGCCCACCAUCCUGGAUUGUCUCCCUGACACCAAGGCUAAGGGACCCACUUUACUCACUUAUCUGCUGGGCCUUGGAAGUAUUUCAGUUCGGAACCCCAAUUCUAACCUUAGCUUCUCAGGCCAUUAAAUGAAAUCUCAUUUCUAUGAUGCUUCCUGUCACAUCACUGUGCUGCUGAGAACAUGAAGUCUGUGGGUGAAUUGGUGGACGGGAUCCAGAAUCAUUACUUGGCAGUGGAUUAUAGUGUGAUGACUCAUUUCCGGUGGUCUCCAGGAGACUUGGCUGGGAGCUUCUCUUGGAGUCUAGGGUUAACCAGAGGCUACAUGUUUUAGGCAUCUUAAUUCAUAUUUUACCUAAAGGCAUAUAAAUCCUUAAAAAAAAUCAUUUGACUUCAUCCUUGCUCCCUACAUCCAGCCAGUAACCAUUGCUUUGUUUUACAUCGCAUGCUUCAGGCUUUACUACAGCCUACCUGGAUUUUGCAGUAGCUUCUUAAACUGCUUAAACUUUGGAUAUUGCCCCAGCCAACACAUUCUGCCACAGAGAUCUCUCUGAGUUAAAUGGGAUUGUAUCAUGCCCCACACCCACGCAGAUAGAAACUGUCAAUAGAUACACUUAGAAUGAAUAUGCAUGGAAUCAAAUUACAUUCAGAAUCUACCACUAUAGGUAGUGAAUACAACAGAGGAUAGCAGAGGCUGGGAAGGGUAAUGGGGGUUGGGGGGUGGGAGGAUAAAGGGGUUGGGUAAUGGGUGUAAAAAUCUAUAGAAGGAAUAUGAUCUGUUGUUUGGUAGCACAAUAGGGUAAAUACAGUUAAUAAUUUAUUGUAUAUUCCACAAUAAAGGAGUGGAUUUGGAGUGUUCUCAACACAAAUGAUAAAUGUUUGAGGUGAUGGAUACCCCAAUUACCCUGAUUUGAUCAUUAUACGUUGUAUGUUUGUAUCAAAAUAUCAUAUGUACCCCAUAAAUAUGUACAACUAUUAUGUAUCCAUAAAAAUUGGAAAUAAACUACCACCAUCUUUCUUCAGCCUAUUUUCCUAUCUCCUCUCGCACCAUACUAGGCACACAAUCUCUGUACCUGUGCUCUCUGUCUUCCAAGCCAUUGCUCAUGUUUUAAGAAAUAUACUUACUGUUUAAUAUAUCCUAUACCACUGUAGGAUGACUGUAGUUAACAAUAAUGUGUAGUUUCAAAUAGCUAAUAGCUGGAAGGAGGUUGUUGAAUGUUUCCAACAUAAAGAAAUGAUAAGUGUUUGAGAUGAUGGAUAUGCUAAUUACCCUGAUCUGAUCACUACACAUUAUAUGUAUGGAAAUAUCAUUGUGUACCCCAUGAAUAUGGGCAAUUAUUAUUUGUUAAUUUAAAAAAUAAAAAAAAGACCCACCCACUGUUUAAGUGUAUCUACAUCCUAGCUCUUUGUGGCACCUUUCCAGAUCCUCCCAGAUUAAAUUACUGUCCUUUCUCUGUUGAGACAUUUUCCCAGCUAUCAGUCUGUCCUGAGUUACACUCACUUGUGUUUUUCUCAUGCCCUCGAUUUCAGUUUAUGGAGGGCAGGGACUAUUAUUUAUUCAUUUUUUUUAUUUCCUGCACCCAGCAGAUAGCUUCACACAAUUGUUGAAAAUUCAUUUCUUUAAACAACUUGAUGACUUGUCCUUAUAGAUCUGAUAGCCAGUGUGACCGUCAAAAGAAGCUCCUAAACCUUUUCUUUUCUAAGCUAAACUUAGUUUGCUCAUUUUCAAGUAACAGUAUAUGUGUGUAAAAUAUGUUUGGAAUUAUGUCACCUACAAUUCUAAUAAUGAAACAAUAGACAAAUUUGGAAAAUGGGUAUUCUACAAGGCAAUGAGCCUGGACUAUAGAAAAAAGUCAAAAUCAUGAAAAGCACAAAUCAAAAUGACAAGGGGACUGUUCUAUAGUUUAAAAAGACAUAACCAAAGGCAGUGCAUGGACAUCCAUUGGAUCCUUAAUCAGAAAUCAAAAGCCAUAAAAAAUAUUUUGGAGACUGGAAGAAAUUACAUAUGAGAUGAUAAUAUUACAUUUCUUUGGUAUAAUGAUGAUAUUGCAAUUACGUGUGAAAAUGUCCUUAUUGUUGGGACACAUAUACUGCGUUAUUUAAGGGUGAUAUGUCAAGAUGUCACCAACUUAUUUUCAAAUGGUUCAGUCAAAGGGUAUGUGUGUGUGUAUGUAUAUAUGUGUAUAUAUAUAUAUAUAUAUAUAUAUAUAUAUAUAUAUAUUCAGAAUCUACCACUAUAGGUAGUGAAUGCAACGGAGGAUAGCAGAGGCUGGGAAGGGUAAUAGGGGUUAGGGGUUGAGGGGAUAAAGAGGGGUUGGGUAAUGGGUGCAAAAAUAUAUAGAAGGAAUAUGAUCUAGUGUUUGGUAGCACAAUAGGGUAAAUACAGUUAACAAUAAUUUAUUUUAUAUUUCACAAUAAAAGAGUGGAUUUGGAAUGUUCCCAACAUAAAUGAUAAAUGAUAAAUGUUUGAGGUGAUGGAUACCCCAAUUGCCCUGAUUUGAUCAUUACACAUUGUAUGUUUGUAUCAAAAUAUAUGUACCCCAUAAAUAUGUACAACUAUUGUGUAUCCAUAAAAAUUAGAAAUAAACUAUAUAUAUAAAAACUAUAUGGAUAUAUAUAUAAACAAACUAUAUAUGGAUAUAUAUAUAUCCAUAUCCUUCCACACACAUAUCCAUAUCCACACACAUAUCCAUAUCCACUGCUACCACUCUGUCUCAUAUAUAUGUAUAUGUAUGUAUAUGUAUAUAUAUGUAUGUGUGUGUAUAUAUAUAUGAGAGAGUGUCAAUAAUUGGUAAGUGUAGAUGAAGAGUAUAUGGAUAUUUUAUGAUACUUUUUUUUUUUCCAAAUAGUUGGGAAAAAAGAGAAAAGGAAGGGGCGAAAGGAUAAUUUAAUUUCCUAAUUGUAUUUUCUUAGGCUAUUAUUAAAUGAAUUAUAGCUAAGCAGUGAAAACAAAACAUUUAUUCGGGUAUGGUUUUAUAUUUAGGAGUGAAUCAAGUUACUAGUGACUCAACUGUAAGAAUUAUUAAAUUGGUAAUGCAGUUUUCGUUGCUUGUUAGACUUCUCAUACUUUAUGGUUUAUACUUUGGAAGCAAAUAAGCUCUAGAGGAAAUGGAACAGGUAUGUAUUAAGGAAUUUAAGUUUUUGCUGUAAGUUUGGAAAUACUUAACAAAUUCUAACUUUUCAUUAUCACAAGCCUUUUAAAAUUACCUGUGAUGAUAGGUAUCUAUAAAAGUAUAUUGAUUUAUCCCUUUUUUCUAGGUUAAAAAAAUAAGUAUGUUUUAUUGGUGGUAGCUAAGUGGAUCUAGUUGAUAAAGGUGGAGAUAUAAAUAUAUUGGUGUAAAAGGACAAAUAUGAGAUAAGACUAUGUAUUUAUUGCCCAUUUAUGUAAUUGCAUGUGUCACUAAGGACAAAGGUCCUUAAAGACGAAAAGCAGAGUAGAAACAGUUCCUUAUAUUAAGACAGAUGAAUUUGCUACCUCUUCCCUCUUCAUGAAUUUUUUUUAAAUGUAUGGUUGUAUAUCCUUCCAGUUUUAUAAUCACAUUUGAAAACUCAACCAUCUUUCUGGGCACAAUUUGAUGGCUGAAGAUAUGCUUCACUCCAAUAAAAAGAAAAUGAAGAUUUUUCAAGAGCAUUCGUAGGCUUCGAAUCAAAAGGACAGUACUUAUUUCCUGAGGUCUGAUAACCAUUGUUUUAUGGGGAAAUAGUACUAGGAUCACAGUACCAUGGAUGUGGUAGGCGAAAAUGAGGCCCUGCAGCAGUUCUUUGAAGCUCAGGGAGCCAAUGGUACUCUGGAGAACCCAGCCCUGGACACAAGUCUGUUGGAGGAAUUCUUGGGCAAUGACUUUGAUUUGGGGGCCUUGCAACGCCAGCUCCCAGACACCCCGCCCUAUUCUGCAUCCGACUCAUGCUCUCCUCCGCAGGUCAAAGGUGCAUGCUACCGAACCCUGAGGCCCACAGCUGGGAGGACUCCAGCUCCUUUUCUCCACCCCACAGCUGCUCCUGCGAUGCCGCCCAUGCACCCGCUGCAGAGCACCUCUGGAAUGGGCGACUCCUGCCAAAUCCACGGAGGCUUUCACAGCUGCCACUCAAACGCCAGUCAUCUUGCCACCCCCCUGCACCAAUCCGUGUCCUCCCAUCUGGGGAUAGGUUGUUCUUACCAUCAGCAGCCUCUGUGUCACAGCCCUGGAGCCUCAUUGCCUCCAACCAAGAAGAGAAAGUGCACGCAGGCACUGGAGGACUCCGGGGAAUGCCGAGUGUGGGCCUGCCACUGCAGACCGAUGACAAGUAGGAGUCGCAGCAGUGAAGUCCAGGACCCUGACAGUGAGGGACAGAACAGAAUGCCUGCAGACCAGUGCUCUCCUGCUCUGAAGUGGCAACCAUGCCAUAGUGUUCCUUGGCACAGCUUAUUAAACAGUCAUUAUGAAAAACUACCUGAUGUGGGCUAUCGAGUUGUAACAGACAAAGGAUUUAAUUUUUCACCAGCAGAUGAAGCUUUUGUUUGCCAAAAGAAGAAUCAUUUCCAGAUAACCAUUCACAUCCAAGUUUGGGGAAGUCCAAAAUUUGUUGAAACCGAGAUGGGCCUAAAGCCAAUAGAAAUGUUUUACUUGAAAGUUUUUGGCAUUAAGGUGGAAGCUACCAAUCAAAUAAUUACUAUUGAACAGUCCCAAGCAGAUAGGAGCAAAAAGAUUUUCAAUCCUGUUAAAAUUGACCUACUGGCUGACCAGGUCACCAAAGUAACACUGGGACGAUUACACUUCAGCGAAACCACAGCAAAUAAUAUGAGAAAAAAGGGAAAACCAAAUCCAGACCAGAGAUACUUCAUGUUGGUGGUUGGACUGUAUGCUGCUAACCAAGACCAGUUCUAUCUGUUGUCUGCCCACAUCUCUGAAAGGAUCAUUGUAAGGGCCUCUAACCCUGGGCAGUUUGAAAAUGACAGUGAUGCAUUGUGGCAGCGAGGACAAGUUCCAGAAUCUAUUGUCUGUCACGGUCGAGUAGGAAUCAACACAGAUGCGCCGGACGAAGCCCUGGUUGUCUGUGGCAACAUGAAAGUGAUGGGGACCAUCAUGCAUCCCUCUGACAGCCGGGCAAAGCAGAAUAUCCAGGAGGUUGACACGAAUGAACAGCUGAAAAGAAUAGCCCAAAUGAGAAUUGUUGAAUAUGACUACAAACCUGAAUUUGCAUCUGCAAUGGGAAUAAACACUGCCCAUCAAACAGGAAUGAUUGCCCAGGAGAUGCAAGAAAUCCUGCCCAGAGCAGUAAGAGAGGUUGGUGAUGUCACCUGCGGAAACGGAGAGACCUUGGAGAACUUCCUCAUGGUGGAUAAGGACCAGAUCUUUAUGGAAAAUGUAGGUGCAGUGAAGCAACUGUGCAAACUAACUAACAACCUUGAGGAAAGAAUAGAAGAGUUAGAAAUAUGGAACAGAAAGCUGGCCCGGCUAAAGCGGCUCAGUAGUUGGAAGUCAUCAGCCAGUGAAGCAAGCACAAUCAGCAAAUCUAGCAGAGCCGUUAGUGCAUCUUCUCCAAGAAGGGCCGUUCAUAAAAAAAACAACAAGGUUUAUUUUUCAGGAAAAAGACAGGCGUGUCCUAAUUGGGUUUUCCAGACCUUGGUUAUAACUCUGAUUGCUGUGAUGGCAUUUUGUGCUUUGACGAUAGUUGCCCUUUAUAUACUUAGCUUAAAAGAUCAAGACCGACGUGUCCCAAAUCUCCCUCCAAGCAAUAUCACAAGCUCACAGGAGCUGGCUCUGCUGCCCACAGCCUCCUCCUCAGCACCUAAUACAUCCCUGGUAACCACACCGGCCUCCUUACAAGUACCUGAAAUUACUUUCUGUGAAAUCCUGCCGUGUCAGGAGACUUAUUGCUGCCCCAUCCGGGGAAUGAAAGAAGUCUCUUCAAGUCCUGUGCAAAGACAAUCUGAGGAGAAGGAAUUCCAUCAGAGGCGAUGGUCAGAAGACAAAAGCAAAUCAGUUUUGGCAAGAAAUGCACUUAGCGGCCCCGACUGGGAGAGUGACUGGAUUGAUACAACCAUCAGUUCUAUUCAGAUUAUGGAAAUCCAGCAAAUAAUAGAUCAUCAGUAUUGCAUUCAAAGCCUCCAGUGCAGAUCUGGAAAUUAUAAUUACAAUAUUCCUGUUAAUAAACACACACCCACCAAUGUCAAGUUCUCUCUGGAAAUAAACACAACAGAGCCAUUGAUAGUCUUCCAGUGCAAAUUCACCCUUGGAAAUAUAUGUUUCCAUAGUAAAAGGGGAACCAAAGGGAUGGAAAGCCACAGAGAAAUCUCCCAGGAGAUGACACAGGGAUAUCAGCACAUUUGGAGCCUCCCUGUAGCCCCAUUUUCUGACAGCAUGUUCCAUUUCCGUGUAGCUGCACCGGAUUUAGCUGACUGUUCAACUGAUCCUUAUUUUGCUGGGAUAUUCUUCACCGAUUACUUCUUUUACUUCUAUCGACGCUGUGCCUAAUUUGUUCAAGUUUGGGGACUUUACCAAAGAAAAACACUCAGGAAUACAUUUAACAGAAAUGAACAUCCUCUUGCAACUUCUUUUUUCUUCUUCGUAAAACAUUUACGUUUAUUGCUGAAGGACUUUUUCAGGCUUUAGCUUCCAACAGUUUUGAGACAUUAAUGAGGAGAAUAAAAUGUUUGCUGAAACUUGAAAUAA
Molecule: messenger RNA, 11098 nt
Organism: Pan troglodytes (chimpanzee)
Lineage: Eukaryota; Metazoa; Chordata; Mammalia; Primates; Hominidae
Gene: MYRFL
Product: myelin regulatory factor like
Exons: 25
Coding region: 8168-10900 (910 amino acids)
Biological process (GO): protein autoprocessing; positive regulation of DNA-templated transcription
Cellular component (GO): endoplasmic reticulum membrane; nucleus
Molecular function (GO): sequence-specific DNA binding; DNA-binding transcription factor activity
Source: RefSeq, a predicted model, not a curated record